AUGAUGAGAAAUACUGAUACUGUAGCCGAUUUCAUAUUGCUUCUUCCGAAUGACUGUUCCAAUAAGCCUUGUUUCAGCUUGUGCGAGCCUCACGAAUCGAUGCGCGUAAAUAAUUGCAUCAGCAUAAGAUCAAAGACGACCAGAACAACAGAAGUAGAUAUAAGCUCACAUCCACCAGUAACUAUAGAGUCACUAGUAGCUUAUGGUGAUCCAUUUGAUCACUUGUCACUAAUUUACGUUGUUUUGUCUUCGGCCGAAGAUCCUGUUCAAGAAGGUUUGGCUCUCAAAAAGGUAAUUGCUUUGAAAUCUCAUCUUGAUUUUGUCGAAAUGCAGGAACCCUAA
Messenger RNA from Priceomyces carsonii, 342 nucleotides. RefSeq lists its product as uncharacterized. Lineage: Eukaryota; Fungi; Ascomycota; Pichiomycetes; Serinales; Debaryomycetaceae. The transcript has a single exon. The record is from RefSeq and is a predicted model, not a curated record. Bases 1 to 342 code for a protein of 113 amino acids.